Molecule: messenger RNA, 2121 nt
Organism: Oncorhynchus gorbuscha (pink salmon)
Lineage: Eukaryota; Metazoa; Chordata; Actinopteri; Salmoniformes; Salmonidae
Product: extracellular matrix protein 1-like
Exons: 7
Coding region: 254-1597 (447 amino acids)
Biological process (GO): signal transduction; regulation of bone mineralization
Cellular component (GO): extracellular region
Source: RefSeq, a predicted model, not a curated record
UAAAUGUAUUUAUGCUCUCUCACAGCUCUCACACACUCAUUCUCUGUUUCAUACCACUCCAUAAGGACAUAACGGUUUGAAAAGAAGGGAUUCCAGCUGUCGUUUGUCAAGUCGUUUCCUGAACUUGGCGUGGCUUUGGAACAACUUUGCUAAACACAGGGAAAGAGAGUGGGGGGUGAAAGAGGGCAAAACAGAGGGAGUUGAAACAGUCCAGUGAAAGAGGACAAGGAUAACUCCAGUAUCAGUACUCAAAAUGGGUUGGUCUUGGGCUCUAGCGUGCUGGUGUGCAUUAGUGCUGGUGUGCUCGUCUGAAGGGGAGAUCACCAUGUACCCGGACACAGACUUUACACCUAGAGUUCGGCCAAGGGCUGGGCCUCGCUCGUUUUGGAAUUCCUACCCCAGUACCCUCUUCCCCCCCGGCCGGCCCUCCCAUAAGAACCUCCAGGCCAUCUGUCUCCAUAGCAUCCAUCGUCCGCGGUUCCCUUUCUACUCCCUCCCCCUAAACGGUGGAAGUGACUUUCGUCGUCAAGCUGAAGCAGUCAACCGGGUAGAGUCCUGGUACAGCGCAUGUUGCCAUGGGAAUGGGACACAGCAGGUCCAGGAAGUGACGCUGUGCUGCGUUACACAGGCGUGGGAACAGACCCUGUCCACAUUCUGUACUGAGGAGUCCCGAGUGAAGACACGCCAACACCACUGCUGCCAGAUGGAGGGCGAGGACAGACUGAGCUGUUUCCAUAGGGAAAACCCAGACCCCACCUACCUGCCGACCACCCCCAUACCUGAACCUGGCUUCACCUUUAACCCCAACACUUGUCACAAGUCCCAGUCUGGUCCAUGUGCUGUCAGUGGGGAGAAGCACAAGAAGAGCCCCCAAGCUACUCCCAGAGACUCUGACAUCAGCUUCCCCCCUGGACGCCCCACUUUCGACAACAUCGGAUUGGUCUGCUGCCUACACAACAGCCAACCCCUCUCCACCACCAAGUGCCUGCCACGUACAGGCUUUGGCUGGCUGGCCCGCCAAUCAAAGGUCAUGAACCGCCUGGAGAGAGGGUUCAAACACUGCUGUAAGGGACUGGAGAACGUGCUACCCUGUGCUGAGGGAAAGUGGCGUGAGGAGCUUGACAGGUUCUGUGAGGAAGAGCAGAAGGAGAGGCCUCACAACUCCUCCUGUUGUGAUGUGGGAGAAGGUGAGGACAGGUAUACCUGUUUCUCCUCCCUCGCCCCUCAUCCAGACUAUGAACAAAAGCUUGACUCUGCUUCUGACGCACCACAGACCCACAACCUCGGACACAUCUGUGAAACAUACAAGAUCAUCAAGAAGUUCCCUGUGGCUCUCCCUGUCCAGAACUUAGUGGACCAAUGCUGCCCCCUGCCAGCAGACCAGAGAACUGCAUGUGUUCAGAUACAGCUAGUGAUGCUGUCGCAGACACGCUGUCUUGAGGGGAAGCGCUCCUCUUCCUCUGUCUUGCAGAAGUCCUGCCCUUCCUCCUCCUUCUCCCAGGACUCCCCUAUUUGCCUCUCCAGACUGCUCAUGAAUGCCAUCACCAAGGCAACCAAGUCCCCACACCUCAGAAAGAGGAAAUUCCUCCUCACCUGAUUUUGGUUUUACUCUGAUGGCAGUGGGCCAAUCCGAAUUAGCGGUCAGGGCAUUUCUGCAGUAGUCACUAGAUAACCAUGCCAGAAAGGAUACAAUUGGCUAAUACAGAAUAAAUGUUGAGCAAUUGCAUGAUUUAGUCAAACAGGGGUUAGGGUGUGGGUAAGAGUAAGCAGAAUUUAUAGUUAGAAAGUGCCAUUUAUUCCAUAUUUUCUAGCAUGGCCAGAUGACAACCAAUUAAUGUAUGGUAUCCGAGUGCACAUAAUAUUUCAGUAUUACUGUCAGUGUCUGUCAUUAAGAGGGUGUUAUAAUGUUAGAACACCUGGAGAGCUGAUAUGAAUAUAAAAAAGAAGUGGUAAUUCAAAUGGUGAUUUGUUUUGUAAAGAAGAUAUGUUUCAGAUUUUGUUAGUUGUAUUUUUCAAAUAGCUCCAGAACUGCUAGUCCAGUUGUCCUGUUCUAUUUCUAACAUUUGAAAUAAAUCUUUUGAAAUGAUUAUUUGAAUAAACUGACAUGUUGAUGGAAGUGGA